Messenger RNA from Fusarium tjaetaba, 900 nucleotides. RefSeq names its product 2'-hydroxyisoflavone reductase. The transcript has 6 exons. Lineage: Eukaryota; Fungi; Ascomycota; Sordariomycetes; Hypocreales; Nectriaceae. Bases 1 to 900 code for a protein of 299 amino acids. The record is from RefSeq and is a predicted model, not a curated record.
AUGGUCAAAAUCGCUAUUGCAGGAGCCUCGAGCGAGCUCGCUAGAGAGAUUCUCGACAGGCUUGUCGCUACCGGAAAGCACGAUAUCACAGCACUCGUUCGCAAGGACCCAUCUACAUUUCCAGAGCUCCCAGGCGUCACCUGGAUCAAAGCUGAUUACGAAAACAAGUCUAAGCUUGUUGAUUUAUUCCGUGGUGUUGAGACUGUUCUCUCAUUCCUAGCCGUUCAUUUAGAUCCGGGUAGCGAAACCCAGAAGCGACUUAUUGACGCAGCUGUCGAGGCUGGCGUGAAGAGGUUCGCUCCAUCCGAGUGGGCAACGGGAGCCAAACUCGCAGACUCGCUGGACAUUAUCGAGUAUACACUAUUCCAACCUGGUGGGUUUAUGGAUUACCUUUGCCACCCUUACAAGACCGCAAAGUAUAUCACUACUACCGUAGUCAACGUCGAUUUCGUCAAGAAACGUGCGAUAGUCGUCGAAGGCACCCUCGAUGAUGAGAUCACUUAUACAAGUGUCAACGACAUUGCCAACAUCGUUACCCAGGCUAUCGAUUUUGAGGGCGAGUGGUCCGUAAUUGGAGGUAUUAGCGGCGAUCGUAUCUCCAUUCGUCAACUUCUCAAAAUUGGAGAAGAACUCAGAGGAGAGCCUUUUGCUAUCGAGUGGCUCAAGAUGGAAGACCUAGCAGCUGGCGAACUCAAGACGGACAAUUACCCCCGACUUCCGCUGCCAUCGGUUCCCCAGGAUCAGGUAGAGGCUUUCUCCAAGAUGGUGGUCAUUGGUACUCUCACCGCCUUCCACCGCGGAGCUUGGACUGUCUCGGAUGAAUGGAAUCGAGUUUUCCGAGAUUAUAAAUUCACCAAGGUUAAUGAGCUGUUGAAUUCUGUGUGGGAGGGCAAGAGUUAA